Plutella xylostella (diamondback moth) is the source of this 1856-nucleotide messenger RNA. The record is from RefSeq and is a predicted model, not a curated record. Lineage: Eukaryota; Metazoa; Arthropoda; Insecta; Lepidoptera; Plutellidae.
GGAAGGUGCCAAUCCUACAUUCUCCGUCCUUAGCGGCCGUAGGAGGGAGGUGGGCUCGAGGCGGGCGCGCCGCCGCCGCGUCAGUAGCCGCCGAGCGCGCCACUCGCCAGCGCGAGCCCAGCCCCACCCGCCCCACGUUGCACAAUGCUGCUGCCGACGCUGCUCCUGUGCAUGUUGCACUUCCUGGCAGCUGAAAUACCAUCCUUCAUUAAAGUGUGCAACCGGAAUGAUCCUCACCUGAACAAAUGCAUCAUCAACUCAGUGGAGGAGCUCCGGCCCAAGAUCAGUAAGGGUAUCCCAGAGCUGGACGUGCCGGGCAUCGAGCCCCUGUCCCUGGGGCAGAUCGCUCUGGCCCGCGGGCCCCAGGGCGCCAAGCUCACCGCCGUCGUCAACGACGUCAAGGUCAGGGGCCCCAGCAACUUCGUCAUUGAGGAACUCAGGUCCGACCUGACGAAGAACCGGUUCGACUUCAAGCUGCUGCUCCCGAAGCUGGAGUUCAGCGGCAAGUACAAGAUGGACAUCCAGGUGUUGCUGCUGCGGCUGCAGGGCCGCGGGAACAUCACUGGCCAGUUCAAGGACUACGCCUGCAACGUGACGAUGCGGGGUCACCGGGAGACGCGCGGGGACGAGGAGUACUUGACCUUCGACCCCUUCAAGGUCAAGUUGAGGGUCGGCCAGUCCAACAUCUACCUGACCAACCUGUUCGACGGCGACCCAGUGCUGGGGCCCGCCACCAACCGCGUGAUCAGUGAGAACUCUAAUGUGUUCCUGGAGGAGAUCCGGCCGGUGCUGGAGCGCAGCCUCGGGGAGAUCUUCACGGAGAUGGCCAACAAGAUCACGUCCAAGUUCACGUACAAGGAGCUGUUCCCGGAGGGCUGAUGCAGCAGUCCAGUAGCAGCCGGGACAGACGAUCCAAUGCGAUCCAACCACACGAUUCAACGAUAUUGUAACAGGAACUAGAUGGAGCGUCUAACAUUAACAUAUAUUUUUUCAACUUAAAGUACGGUUGCAUCUUAAUGAUGGGAGUCCUCAGUUAAGUAAACCUCUUCUAUAGCUUGAUUAAUAAGAUUAAUUAUUACAAGCUACAUUGGAAACAAGAUGAAGUGUCAGCGCAAAAGAAACGUCUCGACAAUUAACACCUAACUUCUGCCACUGAGCUCUUAUUUUGAAUUAGUUCUGUUAGAAGAUUUUUGUCUUCAUUUAUUGGUACAAUGGUAGUCCACUUCAUCAAUGGUAGUCAAGUCAUCAGGUUGAACUUGAAACGGUUUGACACUUAUUAACAAAUGCGGACUAUCUUGUUCGUAUAUUGUUGGAUCGCGUAGGAUCGUCUGGUGUGGACCCGGCUAAUGAGAAGCCGUGUGAUGUUAUCAAUGUAUAUACUUAGGUUAGCUGUUAAGAAAAACUGAAUACCAAAUUGAUAUGGGCCGUUAGAUGUGUAUUAAAAUGAUAAGUGUAUUUUGUAAGCUUAGAUAAGGAUUUUUUCUGUUUAUUGUGUUUAAUAAUUGGUUUUAGUUACAUUUUUCAUUAUUGUUGGCUUUCAAUUGAGUACAAAAGUAUUAGCAGGUUUGUUUUCUUAAUAAUACAAAAAUAUGGUUUUCCAUUUAGGUUUUUAUUAUAUUGUGAUAAGGUUGUACUUAUAUUCCUAUUCUAUCUUGAUCCUUACUAACAUUUCCAUGUAUAUUUUUACUAACACAAAUAACUAUAGAGGUGGAAUACUCGUAUAUUGAUGGUUAUCUAUUAAGUUCUAAGAUAAAACCCGUGCCUGAUGAAAAUGCUUUAAAAAUCCUGAGCCCCAACGAUCUAUGUAAAUAAAUUCACAAUUUACUUAUUAUGGAUUAAAUUUUCAAAAAUGUUAA